AUGGCGGACGAAACGAAUCGAGAAACUAACAUCUCUGUUGCUGAUAAGAUUGAGAAAAAUGUUCUGGGAUCGCAUAUGGAUGCAGCCGAAGAAAAUCCAUUGACGAAAUCUCAGGAAGAGAAGCCGAGUUCGAGUAUUAUUAAUCCAGAGUCUCUUGUUGGAAAACGGGUCCGUGAAAGAUUGCUUGAUGAAGAUGAUUCCCCCACGAACAAGAAAGUGAAACUUGACCAACUCCAGAAACAGGUUUACGGCGAUGUUAACGCAGAAUCUCCAACACUAUCCAGCUCAAGGGAUUUGAUCAUGCAAGACCUGGUAAACGAAUGCAACCGUACUCACAAAUCUCCGGUCGCGAUUGAAGAUGAUGAAAUCAAAACUGAUACACCAUUGAGGAGAACGGAGCCAAAAUUCAGAGCUUUGCCUAUCGGAUUCAGAUUUCGUCCAACAGAUUAUCAGUUGUUAAACAAUUUCUUGAAGAAAAAAGCUCUGGGACAGCCAAUGAAAUCCCGUUUUACACCGCAAGAGUGUCUGGAUAUCUUCUCAAAAUCUCCUCGCGAUUUGCCUGAUUAUCCAGAAGAAAGGCAUUGGUAUUUCUUCUGCAAGAAAUUUAAUGACCAGGACCCUCAAAACCUCUGGACACAAAUCGGUGAAGACACUAUCGUGGUGGAUCCACAGGAAAAUGGCGUCGGUAUUAAACGUCCCUUUACUCUCGCUGAGCAGGAAGAAGAAUCAUGUGAUAUCUAUUUGUCCGACGAAGAAGAGCCUCUAAAGGAAGAAUGGUUCCUGGAUGAAAUUAGUCUCCUAUCUACUGUUGCAGAUACUGACUGGGUUGUGUGCCAUGUCUUUCUUAACUGGAAGGUGAAGAAACAAGAAAUUGUUGAUUCCGAUGAAGAAAGUGAUGAUUCCGACGAAGAUACUUAA
Molecule: messenger RNA, 918 nt
Organism: Thlaspi arvense
Lineage: Eukaryota; Viridiplantae; Streptophyta; Magnoliopsida; Brassicales; Brassicaceae
Source: the annotation of a GenBank genome assembly